AUGCGUCUCAUUGAGCAACUAGGCCAAGAGACGGAAGACGGCGUUAUUUCCCUGAACGAAAUGCAACCGUUUCGCAACGCACACCAUAUGAUUAGCCGUCUCGCAGCCCACGUGCGUGUCAUUUCUCAGUUGUUCAACGAUGCUAGCCGCCUUCAGUCUCUUCUCAAAUCGUACCGUGUUGACAAGGUCCCCAAGCCGCCAGCCGCGACGGUCCCAGACGUUGACGACCACAUGACCCUCAAAGGUAUUCUCAAACGCCUGCUUCAAGCAGGAGACGAGCGCUACGAGACAUACCUGAGCUACCUAUCUCACAUGGAGCCCCAAGUAAACAUCGAGAGGCGUCUUCGUGAUAUAUUUGACCUGGAAGAGCCCGGAACCCUCCGACCAUGCGUCCACGCGGAAAUCCAAAUGCUCCACCACUUCCACGACGACCAGCGCAAUUUCAUUGCGGACGAUCGUUACGUCUCUUGUAGCAAGUUCGCAUGCAUUUGCUGCAAUUCCUACUUCCGGAGUCACUCUGCCAACAUCACUCUCCUCGACUGCCAUCAGAAAACGUACCCGAAUUGGGGAAUAUUGCAGCUUCCUGCCGGCGUCAAAGACAAGCGAUGGCUCGAUCAGCGCAGGAUAAUUAACGCAGUUAUCCAGGACCUCAAACGAAUGGUCGUGGAUCAAGUUUCCCAGCGCCACAUAUCAAGUCUCAAUCACCCCGAUUCGGUUUCUCAGUUUUCGACCAUAAUGGGAGACGAACAAGAUGACACAGACUCCGGCACAGACGUGUUUGAAGAUGGGAGUAGUGGAACAGAUACCGGUACGAGACAGCCUUGGAAACAAGAUUGA
Messenger RNA from Colletotrichum aenigma, 837 nucleotides. RefSeq lists its product as uncharacterized. The record is from RefSeq and is a predicted model, not a curated record. NCBI's taxonomy places the organism in Eukaryota, Fungi, Ascomycota, Sordariomycetes, Glomerellales, Glomerellaceae. The coding region runs from base 1 to 837 and encodes 278 amino acids. The transcript has a single exon.